This is a messenger RNA of Clunio marinus, 556 nucleotides long. The record is from the annotation of a GenBank genome assembly. Lineage: Eukaryota; Metazoa; Arthropoda; Insecta; Diptera; Chironomidae.
UUCUCUUGUGUGACAUCAUUCAUUACUGACCCACUUUAUUUUCACAGUUUUUCAAGAAAACUUAAUUCAUGUCGGUUUCUCACACUCGUCGUGUGCAGAUUUUGUACAAAAGAGCUCUAAGAAGCUUGGGGGAUUGGUAUGAAUAUAGACCUCGCUACCGAUAUGAAGCUGUUUUGAUGCGAGAUCGGUUCGAUAAAAAUCGCAACGUUAAGGAUCAUCGUGAAAUAGAAGCUCUUUGCAAUGCAGCUGAACAGGAACUGUUCGAGACUCAGCAUCCACAGCCAAGGAAGUUUCCAGAAUCUCCUGGAGGUGUAGCGUACGAGCGUGAAGUUAUACCACCAGAUUGGAUUCUUGAUUAUUGGCAUCCGCUCGAGAAAGCUCAAUAUCCGGAAUUCUUUGCGAGACGAGAACAGCGCAAGAAAGAAUAUUUAGAAAAAUGGGAUGUCGAGCAUGGCAAAGGCUCAAAUGCCCACUAAAUUGUCAUUGAUAUGAUGUGAAAAAACAUAAAUUUUGCUGUUCUAGUGCGAUAAAAUAUAAAUAUUAAAAAACAAAAAAA